AUGGAAGCGCUUGAUGCGGACAGUGGAAAGAACGCAGAGUUGACGUACUUCCCUGUUCCCAAAAACGGCAGUUUCUAUGUGGUACCAAAAACUGGCGAAGUUUUGCUGAUGGACUCCCUACUGGGCCUCCCAUCUGCAAUCAAGUUCUAUGUUUUUGCUAAAGACCAUGGUUGGCCCUGCAGAAUCAGUAAGGGUGUGGAGAUCACGGUUACCCCACGACAGUGGUGCCCACUGCGCCCAGGCCAGACAGGGGAGUUGGGCAGCCUGGGUAGGGCAGGGCGGAUGCAUAGGGCAUUGUUGGACUCUGGUAGCAUGGUCUUCCUCAAUGUCUCCGAAGAUGCAAGCAUCGGUUCUGUCGUUAUGAGCCUGAGCCCAGCCAGGUUUCAGGCAGCCUCCUUUGAGCUGGUUUAUCCGAAGACAGAUAUUACCCCAAUCAACGUGGGAAAGGAGAGUGGAGAUAUCGUGAUAGCCAUGCGCCUGGACAGGGAGACUGAACCGUUCAUCGAAAUCACUGUCAAAAUACAAGAUGAACGAGGGCCUGACUGGUACCUGACCAAGGUGAAGCUGAGGGUGACAGAUGUCAACGACAACGUCCCCGAGUGGGCCAUGGAGCCUUACCCCUACCUGGCAGUGGUGUCGCCCGAGGCCCCCCCUGGGGAGCUGGUGUACCCGCUCCAUGCUCUCGACGGGGAUGAGGGCAGUAGCGGCGAGGUGGAAUACUUCCUGGCUGAUGGUGGUAAUGGCUGCUUUGCGGUGGACAAGAAGAGUGGUCACAUCUUGACCACAGGUCUCCCCCUGCAGAUAGACAGGGAGUAUCUGCUGAGUGUGGUGGCCUUUGACAGGCUUGGCAGUCGCAGUGCUCCGGCCAUGGUGUCAGUCAUAGCAGGACCCAGAACACCACAGUUCACCAAGGCAUCCUACGCCAUUUCCAUACCAGAGAACACCCCAGAGGGACAGCCCUUCCUGGUGAUGUUCGCCAUCUCCUUCCAGAAGCAGCCAAUCAGCUACAGCCUGCUGAUCAACCCCAGCAGCCUGUUCAGAAUGCAGCAGGAGACAGGGGAGAUCAGCCUGACCCGCACGCUAGACUAUGAGAAUGACCAAAGACGUUACCUCCUUAUGGUCAGGGCCAGCGAGGGGCCAGGGGGCCUCAGCAGCGCCAUAGAGUUCUUCUCUCUCUCUCCUUUCCACCCUUGUCUCUCUCCUUUCCAACUUUCACUGUUUUCUUUCCCUUCUCAUCCCCCUCGUCUCUCUCCCCUCUCCCCUGAGCAGGUCCAGGUGGUGAUAACGGACGAGAACGACUGUGUCCCAGAAUUUCUCCAGUCCAUUUACAGUGUUGAUGGGGUCCCUGAGACAGUAACCACAGCAACCUCUCUCCUGCAGGUGUUAGCCAGUGACUGUGACUCGGGGUUGAAUGCAGAACUCACUUACUACACUCUAAGCCCAGACUUCAGCAUUUCAGCCCACGGCACCAUCUUCCCUGUGGGCCGUCUGGACUACGAGAGGCCCAACCACCUGUAUGAGUUUGUGGUGAUGGCAGUUGAUAAUGGGGAGGAGCCUCACUCUGGUACCGCCACCAUCCGCCUCCGCAUGGCCAAUGUCAACGACCAGGCCCCCGAAUUCUCCCAGACUGUCUAUCGGACUUUUGUCUCCGAGGACGCUGGCCCCAACACACUAGUUGCCACGGUACUGGCUAAGGACCCAGACGGUGAUGGAAUAGUGUACUCAUUUACAGCUGGCAACGAAGGGGGCAACUUUGUCAUUGACAGCCAGAAAGGGUUGAUCCGGCUGCGCUCCACCCCCCCUCCCAAGCUCCAGGGCCUGGAGUAUGUCCUCAACGUGACGGCUACGGACGACAACGCCUCCGGGGGGCCACACCCACUCUCUGCAACUGCCCGGGUCAUCGUGGGUGUUGAUGACGUCAAUAACAACAAACCCAUCUUUGAGAAGUGUCAGAAGUAUAGGGAGCAGGCAUCUGUGUUGGAGAACCAACCCACAGGGACCUUCGUGCUGCAGGUGCACGCGGUGGACGCAGACGAGGGGGCCAAUGGGAAGGUCAAGUAUGGCCUGAUGCACAGAGACAGAGCCAUGCCUGCCUUCAGAGUCCAUCCUGACACAGGUGUGAUCGUGACGGCACGGCGGUUCGACCGGGAACGUCAGAGAGAGUACUCCAUCACAGUGACGGCUACAGACUGGGCUGACGAGCCUCUCAUAGGGAUCUGUCAACUCAACGUCCUCAUCCAGGACCACAAUGACAACAGCCCCAAGUUUGAGAACCUGCGCUACGAGUACUUUCUGAGAGAGGACACCAUGAUCGGCACCAGUUUCCUGCGUGUGGCGGCGCACGAUGAUGACUUUGGCACCAACGCCGUCGUCACCUACUCCAUGUCCCAGGAGCAGCCUGAGUACCUGAGGGUCAACCCUGUUACCGGCUGGGUGUACGUCAACCAGCCCAUAUCACAGAGGUCCUACAUCACACGGGAAGUAGUUGCCACGGAUGGGGGGAAUCGCAGCACAUCUGUGGAGCUGUCUGUCACCAUUACCAAUGUGAAGAACCAGCCCCCGCAGUGGGAAAAGGACAGCUACAGCGUGGUCAUCCCAGAGAACACAGCCAGGGACACUUCCAUCGUGACGAUCAAAGCAACCUCGUUGCUAGGCGACCCCAGGGUGACUUACAACCUGGAGGAGGGCGUGGUCCCGGAGACUAACAUGCCUGUGCGGUUCUACCUGUCACCCAACCGCGAGGACGGCUCUGCCUCCAUUCUGGUGUCAGAGCCGCUGGACUAUGAGACCACACCCAGUUUCUCCCUGAGGGUGCGGGCUCAGAACGUGGCGGCAGUACCACUGGCUGCAUUCACCACCAUCUAUGUCAACGUCACAGACGUGAACGACAAUGUUCCCUUCUUCACCUCCUCCAUCUAUGAGGCAUCAGUGACUGAGGGAGCCAAGGUGGGGACCAUGGUCCUCCAGGUGUCUGCUCACGAUAAGGACCUGGGUCUCAACGGACAGAUCACCUACUCCCUCCUAAGUGACAGUAGUGGGGACCACCGUCUGUUUCGUGUGGAUCCAGAGCUAGGCUCCAUCUAUACAGAGGCGGUUUUUGACCGCGAGGCACAGGGAUCCUACCUACUGGAGGUGCAGUCUGAAGACGGCAUGGAGUCAGCACGGCCCGGGAGGAACAAACAGCCCAACUUUGACACAGCAUAUGUGCGGGUUUUCAUCAGCGACGUGAACGAUAACAAACCCGUCUUUGCUCAGCGUCUCUAUGAAGUCGGCAUUGACGAGGAUGCAGAUGUCGGCCUGGCUGUUGUCACCGUCGGAGCUAAUGACGAAGAUGAAGGUGCCAACGCCAAGCUACGUUACCAGAUCACAUCGGGCAACACCGGAGGGGUGUUUGACAUGGAGCCUGAAGUGGGAACCAUCUUCAUCGCCCAGCCUCUGGACUACGAGCUGCAGAAGAGGUACAAGCUGCUGGUGCUGGCAUCGGAUGGGAAGUGGGAGGACUACGCCGCUGUGGUGGUCAAUGUGGUCAACAAGAACGACGAGGCUCCAGUCUUCUCUAUGAAUGAGUACUACGGCUCAGUGACUGAGGAGCUGGAUGGCUCGCCGGUCUUUGUGCUUCAGGUGACAGCCAUAGACCCAGACAAGGAUGCAGACCAAGUCGCCGUGCGCUACUCUCUUCAUGGUCAGGGAUCGGAGUCUAAGUUUGUGAUCGACGAGAACACAGGGAAAAUGUACGCCCAGAAGACACUGGACCGCGAGGAGCGGGCAGUGUGGCGCUUUGUGGUCCUGGCCACAGACGAGGAAGGGGAGGGGCUCACCGGCUUCACUGAUGUCAUCAUCAACGUGUGGGACAUCAAUGACAAUGCGCCUUCCUUCGUCUGCGUGCCCGACGGCUGUCACGGCAACGUGGCCGAGAACUCACCCCCAGGAACCUUCGUCAUGGAGAUGACGGCGACGGACCUUGAUGACACGGCGGUGGGUCAGAACGCCAUCCUCUCCUACCGUAUCAUCGAGAACGUGCAUGACGCAGGAGCCGCCAACUUCUUCACCGUUGACGCCAGUACAGGCACCAUCUCAGUUGCAACCGGUGGGUUGGACAGGGAGGUGGCAGAGCGGCACCAGCUGGUGGUUGAAGCCAAGGAUGGAGAGGGUAUGAUGGGCACGGCUACCGCCACUAUCAUCAUCACGGACCUGAAUGACCAUACCCCCCGGUUCAAAGACAAGUGGUGCGGGGCUCGUGUGUCUGAGAGCAGCCCUCCAGACUCAACCGUGCUGAAGCUGGAUGCUGUGGACCCAGACUCGGGGCCUCACGGCCUGCUGGGCUUCAGUGUGGUGGCAGGGGACCAGGGGGAGAGGUUCUACAUGGUGAGCCACAAAGCAGAGCAGUCAGGAACUCUGAGGCUGAGAAAGAGGCUGGAUUACGAGAGGCCCAGCGAGCAACAAUUCAACCUCACCAUUCGUGUGGAGGACUCUGACUUCUCCAGCCUCAUCCACUGCAUCAUACAGGUGGUGGACGAGAAUGACCACGUCCCAGUGUUCGCCCCCACCUCCUACCCCCUCGCCCCUCUGCCAGAAGAUGUUGCAGUGGGAACCAGUAUCACCCAGGUGACGGCCAGCGACUUAGACUCUGACCUGAAUGGGGAAAUAAUCUAUAGCAUCUCCCCAGAGUCAGACCUGUACGACCAUUUCACAGUGGACGGAAACGGCAUCAUGACCGUGACCUGCCCGCUGGACAGAGAAAUCGUGGCAGAGUACCAGCUGGUUGUCCUAGCGACAGACCGGGGUAGUCCAGCCUUGACGGGUAGCACCACGGUCCAGCUGAGCUUGCUGGAUGUAAAUGACAAUGGGCCAGAGCUGGAGGUGACCUAUAACCCUGUCCUCUGGGAGAACAGCCCUGCUCCACAGGUGGUGUGGCUCAACCAGACCUCCACCCUGCUCCACGUUAUCGACAGGGACUCCCUUGAGAAUGGGCCUCCCUUCUCCCUCUCUCUCCCUCGCCUCUACGCCCCUGACUUCCACCUGCAAGACCAUGGCGAUGGCACGGCAACGCUCACGGCACUGCACCGCUUCGACCGCGAGCGGCAGAGGGAGUUCUUCCUGCCCGUGGUCAUGACGGACAGUGGUCGUCCGCCAAUGACGGUCACCAACACACUCACCGUCACUGUGGGCGACCAAAACGACAAUGCCCACCAGGAGGGAGAGAAGGAGAUUUACGUCCACAGCCGGAGGGGAAAGAUGCAGACAACUUCACUGGGCAAGGUCUAUGCCCCUGAUCCUGAUGAUUGGGACAACAAGACCUACACCUUAGAUGCAAGAGGAAUGAAGUAUUUCACCUUAGACAAGAGUACAGGUCACCUGGCCAUCAGACAGAAUACCCUAGCGGGCAGCUACUAUCUCAGAGUGGGCGUGUCGGAUGGGGUGUGGCCGGACGUGGUCUCGGGGGUCACAGUUCACGUGCGGGAGCUGGAGGACCAGGCAAUCCAAUUGUCAGCCUCCCUGCGUCUCACAGGCAUCACUGCCAGGGAUUUUAUUGAGUCCCAGGUGGACAAGACGAGUCGACAGGAUAUGUUCAGGGGCUUCCUGUCUGAACACCUGUCCGUCAGCUUAGGCGCCAUCAACGUAUUCAGCCUGACAGACGUAGGACUGAAGACGCUGGACGUGCGCUUCUCUGUGUACAGCGACAGCUACCUUCGCCCAGAGAAACUACAUGGAUUCCUUGCGGUGCAUAAGAAGAAGCUGCAGUCUCUGCUGCGGGUGAAUGUGUCCCAGGUACAGGUGGAUGAGUGUGUGUACACAGACUGCAGGGCGGGUGGGGGUUGCUCCACAUACCUCAGCGUCAGUGACACGCCCACCCUGGUGGAUGCUGGCAACAAGGCCCUGGUGUCUGUGACAGUGACUUCCUCAGCCGUGUGUGGCUGCACCGCCAGGGACCGUGUCCACCAGGCCUGUUCCUCCUACGCCACAAACCCCUGCUUCAAUGGAGGCACCUGCAUGGACACCCUCAGCGGGUACAGAUGCCAGUGCCCACCGCAGUACGAGGGUCCUGAGUGCCAGCAGACAAGGCGAAGUUUCCUUGGCAACGGAUAUGCCUGGUUUCCUCCCAUAAGGCCGUGCUUUGAUAGCCAUCUCUCCCUGGAGUUCAUCACAGGGGCUGAGGAUGGGCUGCUGCUCUACAGUGGGCCCCUGGCCACCCUGCUUCCCAGAGACCCAGAGGACUACAUGGCCAUAGAGCUGAUUGGUGGAACACCUAGCCUGAAAAUCAACCAUGGGUCUGGAACCCUGGUCCUGCAGUUGCCAGGAAAUGUGGUUGUGUCCGACAAACGCUGGCACCGUCUAGAUGUUAGGAGCAACAGUAAAGAAGUGCGUUUCACCCUGGAUCGCUGCUCCAGUGCCAUUGUCAUGGAGACAGAGGGAGUGGACAGCUGGGCCAUGACCGAGGACCGCUCUUCUUGUGAAGUCAGAGGAGUCACGCCCAAUAGGGACAGGUACUUGAAUGGGAGUCAGGUGUUGCAGCUGGGUGGUGUCAACGAAAACAUGUCCUAUGAGUAUCCCCAGCUGCAGCACAAGCACUUCAGUGGAUGUCUGCGCAACCUGGUUGUGGAUAGUAUGCUCUAUGACCUUGGUUAUCCCUCAGAGUCCUCCAGCAGUGCCCCAGGCUGCUCUCUGACUGAUGGGAACUGUGUAAACAUGGGUGUACCAGCCUGUGGCGCCAGGGGGCGCUGCAACGGGCAGUGGGACUCCUUCCGCUGCCAGUGUGGGCCCGGUUACACAGGGAUCCACUGUGAAGACGAAGUCCCAGAGUUCUCCUUCGAUGGGAGGAGGAGCCAUGUCCAGUACCAGGUGGGCUGGUCUCUCCCGGCCCGUCACACCAGCGUGCAGCUCCAGGUGCGAACCCACGUCCCCAGCGGUGUCCUCCUCAGCCUCCUCUCCCAGGAGCAGAAUGAAUACUUGCGUCUGGAGGUGUUUCAGGGGCUACUGGCUGUCUUUUACAACCUGGGUGACAGACUCUACAACCUCACCCUGCCCUUCCAACGCCUUGACAAUGGAGAAUGGCACGAGGUGGAGCUGGAUCGACAUGGCAAAGAGUUCACCCUUCGAUUGGAUGGUGGCGGCGGGAGGCAAGAGGUCACAGCCGCUCCUGGGCAGAGUCAGGAGAUAGUCAUCGAUCAAACAGUGGUGAUGCUGGGAAACUCUUUCCCUUCAGGAAACAACCACAGCUUCCUAGGGUGUCUGCGAGACCUGAGGCUGAACGGGAGGCCCAUGCCCAUGGCAAAGCAGCCCUCCGUGGGCUCCAAGGGCCUCCAGGUGGUCACAUCCCAGGGGGUCUCCCCAGGUUGCCCCUCAGACGCCUGCAGGAAACACCAGUGCUAUCCCCCCUUCAUAUGUGUGGACCUCUGGAGGAAACACGAGUGCAGGUGCCCCCCUGGUCACAUGACGAAGGAGAAUGACUCGAGCAAAGUGUGUGUCUACACGCUGUGCGUCAGCAGGCCCUGUCGCCACGGCACCUGUGUGGCCCACUCGCCUGCCAAGUACUCGUGUCACUGCUCCGAGGGCUACCGUGGGCGCCACUGUGAGGUCUCUCUGACGCUCUACCACAACAACGACAACAAUACUCUGAGCCUCAGCUCUGCGUUUGCCAUCAGUAUCUGUGUCCUGGCCUUCCUAGUGCUGAUGCUGGGCCUGUCCCUCUACUCCUGCUGGAGGAGACACAAGGGCCUGAAGGAGGGCAUCUACCACGUAUCUGCACACCACGGAGAAUGGGAGGACAUCCGAGAGAACGUGCUCAACUAUGACGAGGAGGGUGGAGGGGAGCAGGACCAGAAUGCCUUCAACAUGGUGGAGUUACAGAGGUCUCUGCGGCCCAGUCCAGCCCAGUCACUUUGGUACAGCUACCCACAAUGCAUCAUACCCUCAUCCUACCCUCAGACGACCAAGCCCCCAGACACGAAGAAUGGGACCAAACCAAAAGGACCAAACGGACCCAAAAACGGCAGCACAGCAAUCGCCCUGCGCCUGGCCCACCCUCCGUCCGGGUCAGCCACCCUCACCUCUCCCAUUGCAAUGCGGCGUUCCCACAAGUCCCUGUCUUUCUCCAGUCAGGACCUGGCCCGCUACCUGUGUGAGGUCAUCAGGGACACAGACCACUCCAUGGGGGACAACCCCGGCUACAUGACCUCACUGCGUCCCCUGUCCAAUAAGGCGCAGCGUGGCAGGCUGGCCGUGCGCUCGCUCAGCUCCCUCAGCGAUGAAGGUCAGGGGUCGGUGGUUCGGGUUCAUGGGGGUCAAGAGAGCCUGAAAGGUCAGAGAUCCCAGAGCCCACGGCUGGACAGGCUCAAAGCCCUGCGAGCUGUUGCCAGUGAACUCAGAGUGGACGGUGCUGUGGACUCUGCUGCCGCCAAGAGCACAGAGGGACAGAAGGACAAAGUGAAGGAUAGAGAGUGCAGGGCGCAGCCCAACUGUGAGAAGAGCGGAUGAGACUGGAGUCAGAAUACAGAAGAUUGGAAUUCACACUUGGAUACUGAGUUCAAGGAUAUUGGGGAGAGGAUGUUCAAAGGCAGCAUCUCAAAAAUUGGAAGUUGUGAAAUGUUUAUAUUGAUUAAUCCAAUGUGUUGGGGGAAAAACCAAAGGAGAAGAAAUAUUUAAGAAAUGUACAUUUCUGAUUUGUAACCCCUUUGAAAAGUAUUCUACGGGUGGAUUGUGGGAAAGAUGUGACGCUUUAACUUGAUAUCAUAUAUUUUACAACCAAUCUGGAAAAGUAUAACCUUUUUCUUGGCAAAUGCCCUGUAUAUACUCCAUAUGGAAAGCACCUUUUGACCAUUUGGUAACACCAAAACUGCAUUCAUUUUGAACAGAAAGCCUCACAAAAACAUAUGUAAAAGAAGGCAAAAGUAUUUGUUGAUCAUUAUCGUAAUAUAAAUUCUGUGAAAAAAAAAAUGUUUGUUUUGAUUGAAUUCUAAUAAAUAUCUUUG
Messenger RNA from Oncorhynchus tshawytscha (Chinook salmon), 8969 nucleotides. RefSeq names its product neural-cadherin-like. Bases 1 to 8475 code for a protein of 2824 amino acids. NCBI's taxonomy places the organism in Eukaryota, Metazoa, Chordata, Actinopteri, Salmoniformes, Salmonidae. Gene Ontology annotation, molecular function: calcium ion binding. The transcript has 33 exons. The record is from RefSeq and is a predicted model, not a curated record. Gene Ontology annotation, biological process: homophilic cell-cell adhesion. Gene Ontology annotation, cellular component: cell-cell junction; plasma membrane.